This is a messenger RNA of Lagopus muta (rock ptarmigan), 2935 nucleotides long. It is a transcript of the gene DTX3L, whose product is annotated as deltex E3 ubiquitin ligase 3L. Bases 1 to 2010 code for a protein of 669 amino acids. Gene Ontology annotation, biological process: protein ubiquitination; Notch signaling pathway. The transcript is spliced from 5 exons. The record is from RefSeq and is a predicted model, not a curated record. NCBI's taxonomy places the organism in Eukaryota, Metazoa, Chordata, Aves, Galliformes, Phasianidae.
AUGGCGGUACCGCUGCUGGUGCGGCUCUGGCCCGCGCCCGACGGCGGAGAGAAGGCGAUGCUGAAGCUGCAGAGCUACUUCCAGUCCCCCAAGCGCUCGGGGGGCGGCGAGUGCGAGGUGCGGGCCGGCCCCGAACCCGGCACCUACCGGGUGUACUUCCAGCACGAGCGAGAUAAGAAGAGAGUGGAGUCCCGCGCGGAUCACGUCUUGGAGCUGGGGGGCAAAGUGCUGAAGGUCAUCCUGCAGCCCUUGGAAGGGGCUCGGAGCAAGAGCCCCGCCGUGGUGCAGGCAGACCGCGGCCAAGCCCAGCACCUCUCCCCGCCGGGAUCUGCGGAGCUGCGGGCGGCUCAGGGACACCGGGAUGGAGCAGCAGAAAUGCUGACCAAAAAGAUUUUUCUUACAGUGUCCGCAGUGUUGAAUACCAGUAUGUUCACUGAACAGCAAAGGGAGAGAAUUGCUAUUAUUUGUCCAAACUUAAGAAGAGAAGGAAAUCCUGACGUUGAUGGCUCUGAGAAACUGACAGGAGAUUAUACAGAUAUCGAAAAAGCUUAUUGUUACUUUAAAGACGUCCUUGCAGGCAACGACCAACGCUAUGAUUUCCUGCAUUCUGAAAGUAAGAAAGGUUUGGAAGAUGAGAAUGGUCUGAAUACCAAAGAAAUGAAUACGCUUACAGUUCCAUCAGCUAUCUAUGAAUAUUUCUGUCAUACAUGCAAAGAACAGAUUAAAGAAAUGCAUAAACGUUUUGGAGUGUGGGUAAAAAGUAAGGAUUGUUACAAUGGGAACACAUCAAUAUCCUUCCUUUCUGAUACAAGUCCCACGUCAAUACGAAGAGCUAUUGAUUUUUUUACCAGUGCUUUUCAGAAGGUUGCCAAAGAUGUGGCACAGGAAGACAUUCCCAUAGCAAACAUUCACCAGUUAGAUGAGACAAUAAUGAAAUUAAAUGCUAAAUUUACUAAUCUUCUCAUCAAACAGAAAGAUAAUCAGUUGCUCCUCUGUGGUCCAAGAAAUGAGAUUUUAGCUGCCAAAAUAUUUCUAGCAGAGGAAAAGGAGAACAGCCAAGAUGAAAAGGAUACCAAAAUACCUGAACUGACCGCCAACAGGAAUAGAAUUGAAGUUGAUGCUUCUGUGUUUAAGCUGUUGGCACCUGUGUUGAGAAAAGAAAUUGAAGACAUUGAAGAAAGCUUUGAUGUUGUAAUAGAAAAGACAGACAGCUCAGGUGGCCAGAAGGUGCUCUUAGUAUUUAAACCUAGGAACAAAACUUCUGAUAUGCUUUUACAUUCUAUUGAAAGUUUCAUCAAUGGAUUUCAGAAUGCCUUUGCAAUGCUAAGAGAAAAACUCAUCAGCUGGAAGCUUUCAGAACAGCAGAAAAGGAAAUUAAAUAUGCUUCUGGAUGAAAAGAAGUUGGAAAGCCUGUAUGUAAAGCUAAAGAAGAAGGAAGACAGAUUAAUUUUAUAUGGUUUACCAAACCAUGUUCAUGCUGCUGAAAAGCACAUUAUGUACCUUCUCAAUGCUGAAGAGCCUUCAGAAACUAAAAAAAGGACACCACUGCCCUCUGAUCUCAACAACCAAGAAGCUUCAGGAGUGUGGGAGAAAUACGGUGCCAGGGAAAAGAGUAGUUAUUCUUCCAUGGAACAGGCUAAGGCAAAGACAGAAGACACCGAUGAUACGUGCCCUAUUUGCAUGGAGAAAAUUAAUGAUAAAGAGAUCCUGACAAAAUGCAAACAUGCGUUUUGCAAAAGUUGCAUCAAAAUGGCUUUGGAAUACAAGCAAACUUGUCCUGUUUGUAAUACUGUCUAUGGAGUCAUGCAAGGAGAUCAACCAGAGGGAAGAAUGCAGUAUAAAAGGAUUUCUACACCUCUCCCUGGCUAUCCUGGUUGUGGUACUAUCGAGAUUGAAUAUGUUAUGCAGAGCGGUAUUCAAAAUUGGGGAAUUCACGUACUACUGGUGCAGAAGAUGUUAUCACAUGGAAUGAUAUUCACCACAAAACCUCCAUGUAUGGUGGACCUGUGAAUUUUGGUUACCCUGACCCUGAUUAUCUGAAGAGGGUUCGAUCAGAACUGAAAGCAAGAGGAAUUGAGUAAGGAAGUGUACCAGCUGUCAACUCUGAAGUGUGAUAACUCAACAUGCAGCAGUUCUUUUACUGUUCUGGCACUACAAAGAGAGAAGUCGGUCUGUUCAACUGCUAUACUUCAGUUACUUGUAUUUCCCUGUGAGCUAAGAAAAGUUAUCUUUUCUGGUCAAACUAUGUUUGUUCCCUUUGUACGACUUGCUUCUGUGAACAACGCUUCCCUAUAUGUACUUCCUCCCUUACAGAAUUCGGGACCUGUGAGUCCAGCAUCUGUACUUGCACUCAUCAGACAGCAGGUUGUGUGUCGUCUGCUCAUUUUACCAGUGAAUCUGAUCUGCAGUUUUUCCCACAAGCCUUCAGCCUACGUGCUGGAGGAAUUUUGUGUGUGAUGCAGUAUCAGCUGUACAUGGCCAUCAUCUUUCGCUGCUUUUUCUUUCCAGGGUAGAAAUGGCACUAGUGGUGUGGCACUGAGAAUGGUGUGUGAUAGACUUUUUGUUUGCUGCUGUGUUGUUAACUGUCCAAAAAAUGCUGAAUGCUCGGAGAGCCUCCUUGCAACAAAAGGAAAGUGACAGUGCUUAUGGCCAGCUCUGGUAAUGAGCUUCUGACUCUGUGCCUCUUAUUGUAUUUAGGCUUAAACAUCGCUUUUUAAGUCAGCUUUGCAUGUAACAACACUAUUCUUCCCAUUGCUUCCAACAAAUGGUUUAAAUUCUGUAAUAAAAAUAUAAUGCCAUUGUUGUUGCUGUUUGAGUAGGCUGCCAGUUGCCUUUGUGCUGGUGGAAGACAGGUUUUACCUGAGUAGCCGUAGUUUUUAAUUAAUCUAACUAUUUGUCUAGGCCAUUGUGUGUAAUAAAUAAAAUUACCACCUGC